Pichia kudriavzevii is the source of this 1023-nucleotide messenger RNA. RefSeq lists its product as uncharacterized. The record is from RefSeq and is a predicted model, not a curated record. Bases 1 to 1023 code for a protein of 340 amino acids. The transcript has a single exon. Gene Ontology annotation, biological process: GTP biosynthetic process. Lineage: Eukaryota; Fungi; Ascomycota; Pichiomycetes; Pichiales; Pichiaceae. Gene Ontology annotation, cellular component: cytoplasm. Gene Ontology annotation, molecular function: IMP dehydrogenase activity.
AUGACCAAAGAUUUGGUUACCGCAAAGAAGGGUGUUUCUCUUUCCGAAGGUAACGAAAUCUUGAGAACAUCCAAAAAGGGUAAGCUCUUAAUUGUUGAUGCAGAAGGUAACCUAGUUGCACUUUUAUCGAGAACGGAUUUACAAAAGAACGAGGAUUAUCCCAACGCAUCCAAAUCCACAGCCACUAAACAAUUACUAUGUGGUGCUUCAGUUGGUACCAUGGAUGCUGAUAAGAGAAGAUUAGAACUAUUAGUCGAAGCCGGUUUGGAUGUUGUUGUAGUUGACUCUUCCCAAGGCAACUCCAUCUUUCAAUUAAACAUGAUCAAGUGGAUUAAAAAGACGUACCCGGAAAUAGAAGUCAUUGCAGGUAAUGUUGUUACCAGGGAACAAGCAGCUUCCUUAAUUGCGGCCGGUGCAGAUGGUUUAAGGAUUGGUAUGGGUUGUGGUUCUAUCUGCAUCACCCAAGAAGUUAUGGCAUGCGGUAGACCACAGGGUACUGCAGUUUAUAAUGUGACUGAGUUUGCAAACAAAUUUGGUGUUCCUUGUAUUGCUGAUGGAGCAGUUCAGAACAUCGGCCAUAUCACCAAAGCCAUUGCGUUGGGUGCCUCGUGUGUCAUGAUGGGUAGCAUGUUAGCAGGUACUACCGAAUCACCGGGCUCUUACUUUUUCAAGGACGGUGAGAGGUUGAAGACAUACAGGGGCAUGGGUUCUAUUGAUUCUAUGCAGAAAACCGAUACCAAUGCAAACGCAUCCACUUCAAGAUAUUUCUCUGAAGGUGAUGAGGUUCUCGUUGCCCAAGGUGUCUCUGGUGCCGUUUUAGAUAAAGGUUCUGUUACUAAGUUUAUUCCUUACAUUUACAAUGGUUUACAGCACUCUUGCCAAGAUAUCGGUGUUAAAUCUGUCAAGGAACUAACUGAAAAGGUCAACUCUGGUGAUGUUAGAUUUGAGCUGAGAACUCCUUCCGCCCAAUUUGAAGGCGGUGUUCACAACUUACAUUCUUAUGAAAAGAAACUUCACAACUAA